UCGCCGACCACCAUGAGCGGCUUCCUCUGGCGCCUGGACCCGCGGCGGGUGCCGUGGGGCGCGGGAUGGCGGGCCGCCCGGGGCCGGGUGCUGCGCACCAAGCCCGUGGAGUCCAUGCUGGAGGGCGCCGGCGCCGGCGCCAAGCUGGCCCGGGUGCUCACCACCCUCGACCUCAUCUCCCUCGGCGUCGGCAGCUGCGUGGGCACCGGCAUGUACGUGGUGUCCGGCCUGGUGGCCAAGGAGAUGGCGGGCCCCGGCGUCAUUGUCUCCUUCAUCAUCGCCGCCGUGGCCUCCAUCCUCUCAGGCGUUUGCUAUGCUGAGUUCGGCGUGCGGGUGCCCAAAACCACCGGCUCUGCCUACACUUACAGCUACGUGACGGUGGGGGAGUUUGUGGCGUUCUUCAUCGGCUGGAACCUCAUCCUGGAGUACCUGAUCGGCACGGCCGCCGGGGCCAGCGCGCUGAGCAGCAUGUUCGACUCGCUCGCGAACCACACCAUCAGCCGCUGGAUGAUCAACAGCGUUGGGACCUUAAAUGGCCUAGGGAAAGGAGAGGAGUCAUACCCUGACCUCCUUGCUCUGGUUAUUGCUGUCAUUGUCACCAUCAUUGUGGCCAUGGGUGUGAAGAACUCGGUGGGGCUCAACAACGUGCUCAACGUCAUUAACCUGGCAGUCUGGAUCUUCAUCAUGAUUGCUGGACUCUUCUUUGUCAAAGGUGACAACUGGUCUGAAGGGCAGUUCCUGCCAUUUGGAUGGCCAGGGGUGCUGAAAGGGGCAGCAACAUGUUUCUACGCCUUCAUCGGCUUCGACAUCAUCGCUACCACAGGAGAGGAAGCCAAGAGUCCCAACACCUCCAUCCCCUACGCCAUCACGGCCUCGCUCGUCACCUGCUUGACCGCAUACGUGUCCGUGAGCAUCAUCCUCACUCUGAUGGUGCCAUACGAUGCCAUUGACACCGAAUCCCCUCUGAUGGAAAUGUUUGUGGCCCGCGGAUUCUACGCUGCUAAAUUCAUCGUUGCCAUCGGGUCUGUGGCAGGACUGACAGUGAGCUUGCUGGGUUCCCUUUUCCCAAUGCCUAGAGUCAUUUACGCCAUGGCUGGUGAUGGGCUGCUCUUCAGAUUUUUGUCCCACGUCAGUUCUUACACGGAAACUCCAGUAGUGGCUUGUAUUGUCUCAGGAUUUCUAGCAGCACUGCUCUCCUUGCUGGUCAGCCUGCGGGACCUCAUAGAAAUGAUGUCCAUCGGCACGCUCCUCGCCUACACGCUGGUCUCUGUCUGCGUCCUGCUCCUCCGAUACCAGCCGGAGAGCGACAUUGAUGGCUUUGUUAAAUUCCUCUCCGAGGAGCACACCAAGAAGAAGGAGGGCAUCCUAGCUGACUGUGAGAAGGAAGUUUGCUCUCCAGGGAGUGAAGGAGAAGAGUUUACGGGCCAACCGACCAACACGUGUGGGGCAAAAAAUCUGCCUUCUCUGGGGGACAAUGAGAUGCUAAUAGGGAAAUCCGAUAAAUCCACCUACAGUGUAAAUCACCCGAAUUAUGGCACGGUCGACAUGACCUCAGGAAUAGAGGCAGAUGAGUCUGAGAACAUCUACCUCAUCAAGCUCAAGAAGUUAAUCGGUCCACGAUACUACACGAUGCGGAUCCACCUUGGCCUGCCAGGGAAAAUGGACCGCCCGACCGUAGCCACCGGCCAUACGGUCACCACGUGCGUGCUCUUGCUCUUUGUCCUGAUGUUCAUCUUCUGCUCUUUCAUCAUUUUCGGCUCAGACUACAUCUACGAGCAGAGCUGGUGGGCUGUCCUCCUUGUGGUCCUGAUGAUCCUGCUCAUUGUUGUACUGGUGUUUGUGAUCUUACAGCAGCCAGAAAACCCCAAAAAGUUGCCGUAUAUGGCACCUUGUCUCCCUUUCGUCCCUGCGUUUGCUAUGCUGGUGAACAUCUAUCUCAUGCUGAAGCUCUCCACGGUCACAUGGAUCCGAUUUGCUGUCUGGUGUUUUGUGGGUUUGCUCAUUUACUUCGGCUACGGCAUGUGGAACAGCACCCUGGAGAUCAGUGCCCGGGAGGAGGCACUUCAUCAGAGCACGUACCAGCGCUACGAUGUGGACGUCGACCCCUUCUCUGUGGAUGACGGCCUCUCCUACCCCAAUGAGAGCGAGAACUACCAGGACUGGGGCCCUUCGGAGGACAAAGGCUUCUCUUACCAGCAAAUGGCAGGAGCAAAGGAAAGCCAUCGGACGAGUAGCAAAUCGAAAAGCAAAAGCAAACACAAACAGAAUUCGGAGGCCCUGAUCGCCAACGACGAGUUAGACUACUCGCCGGAGUAAUGGAGAUGGGAACCGGGCCACCGCGCUGCCCCUCACACCCUUCCCUUGGGUAACAACGGAAAGGCUUCUCCGGCUCCCCUUCUCGAUCCCAUCCUCCCUCACGUGUCAGGGCCCACAGCCACUCCCCUCCUCCCCAGUCUCCCGUCCUUCAGGACGAAGGUUCAUCCUGAACUCCGAGAUUGCUAUUUACCCUGAACAAAACAAACCCGAGGCCCGAGGCCACCAGUCAGAUCCUGCUUUGGUGAAUGUUACCGAGGGGGCCAGGGCUCAGCUUCACUGGCAGAUCCUCUAGUGUCUACUAAACCCUCAGUCUGGCAGCACCAAUAAAGCGAAUUCAAAGAGAUGUGCCAAACUGGAAGGGCAUGUGAUGAUAGGUGAAAGGAGUCACAUGAACAGCUGAACUAGUGAGGGGAUAAGAUGUGCUUUCCACAGGGAAUAUUCACCCUACGACCAUACUGGUGGGAAGCCACUGUUACAUAUUUGGCACUUUCUUGGAACUUGUAUUUUUUCCUUCAACCACCUAGAAAAAAUAGCUUAGGUAGAACAAUAGGUUGGUAGGUAGGUACCAAAUGGAGACAGUGAAAUAAUUUUCAAGGGAAUCUCAGGAGUAGAUUAGAACCGGAUCCAGAGAUCUUGGCGCCAUCAUGGAGCAUUUCCAUAGCCCAUUCCAGUACAAAGGCACUCCGUGCAAACAGCAAUGCUAUUGAGGUCUCCAUCCCCAAGACCUUGAAUCUGAAUGUCCCAAAAACUGGGACUAAAAACCAGUCUGUGUCUUGCUCCUCUUAGACAGCCUCAAUCAAAACUUGAAAUCCUAGCGUAGCUGAACAUCCCAAAUCUAAACUUCGGAGUCUGGGCCCAUUUCUAGCCAUAAUGAGGGUUGUGACCCGCUCUAGGCUUAACCCACUUUGUGGAAAUGAUCAAUAAACAUCAAACUCCAUUUCCCUUAGCACCAUGGUUUUGAGGCUGGACUCUGUUUCCUUCAUUCUGUAUCUUGUAAUGAAUGACAUUCAUAACUCACUAAUUCUGGUGGGCACAUCUCAGCUGUCAUCCUGGCUUCAGUUCUUCGGGAGAAGCAGCUGUGCUCCUCUGGAGGCUGCUCCCCAUCCAGUAACAAAGUGAGCUCAUGCAGGGCAGUCCCGUCUUUGCACUGCUAAGCUAUGCAUGGGGCAAUGGCAGAGGACCAGGCUGCUGACACCUCCCUCCCUGCUCCUAUCUCUGCUUCUUACUAUUUUCUCUGUUUCUGAUCAUGGCUUGGUGGAUGCAGUAUGAAAACUAUUGAAAUGCUGCUCGUUCUAUAAAAUUCUGUAUUUCAGUCUGAGACCAAACUGAGCUCAUGGGUCAUAGGGCAGGGGUUGUUAGGAGAUGGAAGUUUCUGAUAGUUCAAUCUUCUGGUACAACCGGACAACAGCCCCCUUCUGCUCCCCUCCCUCCGGCAGAGCUCAGGGUGUGCGCGGGUUCCCUGCGGGAUGACCAUCACAUCAGACCCAGUAACAGCACUUUGCCGUCUCUUCAAGAGAUUAAAGAGAAAUCAUUAGCUAAAUGCUGGCAAAUAUCCUGGGCGAUACAACAGGCCAAUUCUGGGUGGCUCUUCUCCAACUGGCGGCUUGGACACCCAAUUUCAGGGUCCCAGGUGCCUCGUUGGCUGCCCUGGACCACAUUGAUGUGUAGACCCCUAACCGACCGCUGCGCCUCAGGCAACAUCGUCACAGCGAUGGCCCCGACACGGCCUCCCCAGGCUGGGGGGAGGUUUCCCACUCCACCUCGGAGGCUCCCUCGAGCAGCUGGGGUGACGUUUGCCCUUGGCUACCCCAGCACGGACCCGCACAGCCCACCCCGCAGCCCACAGGACCGAGGGUUUGGGACCCAGGCCACGUGUCUCCUGCUGCCCCUUCCUGCCGGACCACGUCGGGACCCGCCGGCCGGCCGGGCCCCCACCAACCCAGCCCGUGGCACUUCGGCAGCAGAGCUGGAGAAACCCUCCCGCAGCAUCGAGCGGUUUGAAAUACUGCAGCGGAGAAACAUCUCUUUGAAUACAUAACAACCUGGAGCAAGGAAGCACCAUAUCAGACAGUGACACCCAACAUCGUCCCGGCUCCUGAGGGCUGCAGGGCAAACCUCCUCCCCCAGAGCUCACCAGGGUAAAUCCAGAAGAGCUCCCUGGUGCCACCGGUUUCUGUUGGAUUCACACCAGCGUGAUCAGGACAAGACUCAGGCCCAGGCCUCCCAGGCCCACAGCUGGGCUUAGCAAAAGCAAGACGAUGCUGUGGGCCCUUGUGCCGCUUGGCCACCUAGCCAGGAGACUGCUCAUGCGAUGCAAUUAAAUGGCGACUGAAGCAAGAUUUCUGCUGUGUGUAAGCAAUGCUGGGAACUGGGAACAGCUCAAUACUCUGGGUGAGCCACGGCUCGGGGCCUGUGAACGCAAAGCAGCACCUGCCCUGGCCCCUCGGGAAGCGGUGAGGGUGGACGGGAUCCUGCAGCCCGGCCGGAGCGCGGAGGAUGCCCUCCCAGUCCACCCUCUGCCCAGGGCGACGAUGGCAUGAGGGAGAGGCUGGCCACGAUCAAGGCGUCCCGCUCAAGCGAAGGGACGAUUGGCCUCCAUGGGGGUUUUGGGCCCAGGGCCAGGCUCUGCAGGGGCAGCCGUUGCGUGGGGCCUGCGCGGCACGGGGCCCGGGGCAGGCUAGGAUGUGCCUUUGCCAAGGGACCUCUACGCUCUGAUCUGACGUCCGCUCCUACCAGCCUCCCCGUUACACUUCUCCAAGCAGAAAUCAUGGGCACCUCCCACCAAAAAGCAGCGUUUCCAAUGCCUAUACCUCCCCGAUUAAUUAGCGUGUGAGCCCUUUCCACGGCCAAGCACCUCUAGCAAAAGUCGCCUCUCACUUGCGCUUCGCUGUUCUCCUGCUAGAUGCCUUAGAAAUACCCAGGAGAGAUGGCAGCUCGCAGGUCUGGCUUCACGCGUUCAGGGAGAAAGAUCGACGUUAUUUUCCCACCAGCUGUUGCACUGUGUCGUGUGCGAGGUAGUCAUCUCAGUCCUGCUUCUGCAAGGUAUCUGGGCAGCCGCCUGCCCACACGCGCGUGCCCAAGUACCCCGCUGAACCGCAGCCUGUUAGUCCUUCCGCAGCCUUAAUCUCUUGCUACACAGUAGUGACCAGCAUCUGUCGUCGUGUCAGCUCUAGCUACACCGUACCGUUUGGCGAGGGCCUGGUUCCUCGCUCUUCGGCGUCUGCAGGCGUCUUUGCACCGGAUCAACGCCUUGAGCAAGGCCCUUCGGCUGUUGCCAUCCCGCUCCGUCUCCCAGAGCACCCCAUGGGUCCGCCUGUCCCUCCAGCCGGGCCAGCGGGUCGUGGUGGGUCCUACCCCACUGCGGAAGCGGUGGUCCCACCACCAGACCCAGCCCGGGAGCUCCUCACCCUUGGAGGACGGUCAGAGCCAGGCUGAAACCUGGGUCUGGCCCGCUUCUGUUUUGGAGAUCCUACGCUUUCCUUGGAGUAAACUUUGGGCUUUUGGUGGGCUCGGGUGAAAGCAGCAAAGGCCAAAACGCUGGAAGCAUCGGACGCCUCCGUCCCAGGGCUGGUUCAGGUACGUGGGGGGCCGGGGAAGCCGGCAGCGGGUGCGAGUGCUGGCGUCACCGAGACCCAAAUAUCCAGCGUUUCACCCUAGGGCCCUGAAAGGAGGUGUUUGUGCACUUGAUGCACUAAGAAAACAUAGACAGACAAGUAUCACCUAUUUUUCACUAACCUCAGCCGGCGUCACGCACCUGACCCUGCUGUCUGUACAGAGCCUGGCCCCCAACCCCACCUCUCCAGCGGGCCCCCGUGCUGCAUGGAUGGAGCCUAAAUACCUCAAGUCUUUCUGAGCUGCUCAGGCUCUGAGUCCCACCACAGAUUUAUUCCACGCGGUUGCGACCGCUCAGCUGCGAGACCCAGCGCUCAGCCCCCUCCAGCAGCAGGGAAAUCGCCCUCUGGACGACACCGGCUGUCCCAGACUCCGCUUGUAAAUGACCUUUACUUCUCAGUUUGUUUGUUCUUUCUGACGUAUACCUUGCUUUUUUGCAGAUGGUAUUUUCUGGUGUAACAAUUCUCUGCAGUUCUGGUAUGAAAUUGGUGUAUUUGUUGAAAAAGUUCUUUAUUUUUUUUGUGGUUUCCAAAACCCCAUUGGUGCACUGUACAA
Messenger RNA from Dromaius novaehollandiae (emu), 6483 nucleotides. RefSeq names its product solute carrier family 7 member 14 (gene SLC7A14). The transcript is spliced from 7 exons. Gene Ontology annotation, biological process: transmembrane transport; amino acid transport. Lineage: Eukaryota; Metazoa; Chordata; Aves; Casuariiformes; Dromaiidae. Gene Ontology annotation, cellular component: plasma membrane. Gene Ontology annotation, molecular function: amino acid transmembrane transporter activity. The record is from RefSeq and is a predicted model, not a curated record. The coding region runs from base 13 to 2316 and encodes 767 amino acids.